AUGCCUCUUAGAAUCAUCGACUAUAAAGAUGUCCUACAAGAUCUGGACAGGGGCAUCCCCACGGCGUUCAACACCAACUUCCACACCGAGGCAGACGCGCCAGGCUUUCCGAUCCCGUCUAACAAACCGUUCAACUAUGGCAUAUGGCUGCCCCUAAUACUCCGGUCGCGACAAAUUCCUGCUUCCAACCUCCAGGUCGUCAUCCUCCGUCGGCCGCAGAUCGAGCUCCUGGUCAAGGCUGCCGCCGCCUCUAUCCAUACCCGUGUGCUCAACCGAUCCUACGCUGAGGACCUGCAAGAAGAAGUCUAUCCUGCGUUCCAAUCGCUUAAUUUCCCGCCCGAGGGGCUCUUUAUGCGCUUGGGAGCGUGUUCGCCAAAGGACGGCGCGCACACGACUCCUGGCGUGCUCGCGUUUCAUUCCGUGGAGGACAUUGUGCUUCGCAUGACCACGUCGCUGAGGACCUGGAGUGCUCUCACCAACAUCCUUAACAGCGCUGCGGAAGAGACACACGCUUAUUUCCUUCCGUUCGACUCGAGACUGCAGUCUUCGCGAGAAUACCGCGUCUUUUGCUGCCCCGGAUCGCUCCAAAUCACCGCCGUCAGUCAAUACGAAUGGCACAAGCCCUGGAUCUUUGCCGAGAAGGACCACCACAUGAUGUCGCUCAGGGCUCAAUCGAUCAUCAACUCCAUCGGGAGGGUGCAUGAUGACAUUCUUGAGUUUAUGCAGGCGUAUGAGGAUCGCGGGUUGGAGAGGGUCAUUCGCAGGCAGGGAUUCACUUUUGAUGUGUUUUAUGACAAGGAAAUUGCCUGGUGCAGCUUGAUCGAGCUCAACACGUUUGGGGUGCGAAGCGCAUGCGGGUCAUGCCUCUUCCACUGGUUGAGUGAUCGCGCUUUGCUUUAUGGAGAGGAUCUGGAGUCUGGUUGUGAGUUUCGUGUGACGAUGAGCUAUGAUGAGUAUUGGGGGGAAAGGGGGACCGCUCGAGAUUCGUCAAUAUUGAGUUGGCUUGACACGUUCAAUUGA
Trichoderma citrinoviride is the source of this 1020-nucleotide messenger RNA. RefSeq lists its product as hypothetical. The record is from RefSeq and is a predicted model, not a curated record. Lineage: Eukaryota; Fungi; Ascomycota; Sordariomycetes; Hypocreales; Hypocreaceae. Bases 1 to 1020 code for a protein of 339 amino acids. The transcript has a single exon.